This is a messenger RNA of Drosophila grimshawi, 10486 nucleotides long. It is a transcript of the gene Megf8, whose product is annotated as multiple epidermal growth factor-like domains protein 8. The coding region runs from base 202 to 9381 and encodes 3059 amino acids. The transcript has 6 exons. Gene Ontology annotation, molecular function: calcium ion binding; protein binding. NCBI's taxonomy places the organism in Eukaryota, Metazoa, Arthropoda, Insecta, Diptera, Drosophilidae. The record is from RefSeq and is a predicted model, not a curated record.
GCACGUCAGAAACGCUGAAAAAUUCUGAAUUUUCAGUGGCAGUCGUGGAUCCUGGUGUACAACGGCCUUGCGCCACUGAUUGAUGUGCAAUGAACGAAGGCUGGAAGACAUGCACAACCCGAAUUAUAACCGGAUAAUACCCUAUAAAUACUAACGGCACUGACCGUCGCAGUUGUGUGAUAUCGCAUAAUUAGCAUAAAAAUGAGAUUGGACUGCAAAAGCGAGACUGGAAUUAAAAUGCAAAGAAUGUACGCACUGUUGGCAACCUUGACAUUUUGGUUUAUCAUCAUACAAUUGCCGUCACAAUCCGAGCAGGCGGUGCCCACCGCUCAAAUAACGGUACCAUGCGAUCGCAGUCGCAAAGUAUUCACGGAGCCCUACGGCGAAAUUAGCGACGGACCCUCCGGCUAUAAUUACACGCAGGACUCGCACUGCGAAUGGCUGAUCAAAGCGAAAAAUGACAGUCAAUUCAUAACACUAACAUUCCAUAGCAUGGGCACCGAGUGCUCCUAUGACUAUAUAUAUGUAUACGAUGGCGACUCAUUUAAUUCAACGCUGCUUGGCAGCUUUAGCGGACGCACUCAACCCCAGAAACUCGUUGCACGCAGCGGCACUAUGCUCAUACUGAUGUACAGCGAUACAAACUAUGUGCUGGAUGGUUUUCGUGCUUCGUACUACAUAUCAAAUUGCCUGAACAAUUGCCACAAUCAUGGCAAGUGUGUGGGCCACCAGUGCGUCUGCCAUGGCGAAUGGGUGGGGCCCGAUUGUGAGGACGAGGCCUGCCCUCAGAAAUGUGGCGAACACCAGGGUCGCGGCAAGUGCCAGAAGAGCAUUUGUCAUUGCUCCAAAGGCUAUAGCGGCAGAUUGUGCGAUCUGAGCGAUAAUCCACCGGGCAGCAGUUGGCGUUGGCUGGCCACAGAUGCCGAGGGUAUGACACCUCGGGCUGCACACACCGCCAUCUACAUAGAGGAUGAGGAUGCGCUCUACGUAUUCGGCGGCUAUGAUCUAAACAAUGUCAUCAGCACAUUGCAGAUAUAUCGCUUUAGCACCAGUCAAUGGGAGGAUGAGUGGGGCAUUCCGUUGCAGAGUCGUCGUCACUUUUAUCAUCCGCAAAAAAUCGAUCAUACGCUGCUAAAGGCAGUGCUGCAGCACAAGAACGAGGAUGAAGCCAAGCUCUGGGGUCUGACCAGCGAUGUGAGCUUCUUUCGCAACAUACUCUACACGCUGGCCGAAUCGAAUUUGCAUCAGCGACGCACACGCUCCUCACUCCCGCUGACCACUGUCAAUGCCAAUUCGACGGAUGAGGAACUAACCGAAUAUCUGGAGGAUAUACUUGAAGAGGUAACGGAUCAUAAGCCACAUGGUCGUUACGGACAUGCAGCGGAUCGUGUGCCGGGUGGAUUUGUACUGUAUGGCGGCAAGCAUGUCAAUGGUAGCUUCUACAACGAUCUCUGGCAAUACAAUAACACUGAAAGUGGCGGCAAAUGGAAACAGAUGGCCAUCAAAUCAAAACUUCAACCACCGGCGCUGGCCCGCCACACGCUGACAACGGCUGCGGAUUAUCUGUAUUUGUUUGGCGGCAGUGUGGAGUCCGGUGAAUUCUCCUCCAGCGUUUAUCGCAUACGUCUGCCCCUGAGCGAGGAAUCUCAGUGGCAGCUGGUGCGUCCCCGAGGUGGUAAACCUUUGGAUGUACGCCUUGCAGCACAUUCCACCGUCUACUAUGCGGCAACGAAUUCGCUGAUUGUUUUCGGCGGCAUCAUGACCAGUUUGGCACGUUUCUCCAAGCUAUCGGAUCGCAUUUUUGCCUUUCAACUGGAUCAGCAAUUUUGGACGGAGAUCCUCUAUCCACGCACUGCGCUGCGGGAUACAAAUAUUCCGAGAGAACGUGCAUUUCAUUCGGCCACAAUAUCGGGAAAUUAUAUGAUUGUAUUUGGUGGAUAUACGCAUCGGCAUAAUAAGGACGAGAUCUGCUACGAUAAUCAGAUGUAUUGGUAUCAUCUCAGCUGUCACAUCUGGAUCAAUCAGGUUGUCUCCGCCGAUGAUUCGCUGUACCCAAAGCAUCAGGGUGUUUUUGCCCAUGCGGCUGCAUUGCGUCGCAAUCAUACACUGCUCAUUGUCGGUGGCUAUCAUGGCAAUGUGAAUGCAGAUCUCUUUGCAUAUGAGUUGCCAAAGGUUCUCCGUGAGGAGAACACCCAGCAUAAUCACAAUCCAGAAAUGUCGUGUCGUUUGCAUCCCUCGCACACGGCCUGCUUGUCGAAUCCGGAGUGCGGCUGGUGUUCGGCGGAUAGCAGCUGUUAUGGUCGCACCAUUGGCGCCAAUUGCACCACAAAUUUGCAGACAACCCGGUGUCCGGGCAUUUGUCCAUCCCUCGGCGAUUGUCAUGCGUGUCUGGUGCAUGGCACCAGAUGGGGGCGUGGACGAACUGGUGCCUCCUCCGUGGCCAGCAAGCUGGGACUCAACGAGUGCACGUGGUGUGUUCAGAAUGCGCGUUGUCAUCAUCGCGAUGACACCUACAGCAAUUGCGGUGACAGCAACGGCUGGUGGGGCAAGAAGGGCACCGAGAUCCGGGAGCCCAUCAUGUGCACCCGCACGGAUCGACGGCCGGGCUUGACCUACAUUAGAUACAACUAUCCGGUCAACUUUACGAUGCCCGACUAUGUGGGCAUUGUGAAUGCCACCAUGGUGGACUUUGCCUCACCCCCAGCAGCUGCGUUCUUUGAGCAGCAGCAGCAGGGCGAGAUGCUGGCUCGUCUCAUCGGCUAUGUCCGGCCGGAGAAACAAUGGAAAAGUGACAAUUACUCCGCUAUACAGGUCUGUAGCAGCUAUUCCUCGGCCGUACUGCGUGCCGGACCCGGCUUCGAUCUCGACAAGCUCGAGGAGGUGACCACUCAAAGCUCAAAUCAAUCCUACUGCAGCACCGUACAACUGAAUAACACGGAUAUGCCGUUCCUCAUCGAUUUUCAGGCCCGUCGUCGCCUUGGCCAGAAUAACAUUUACAACACGUAUCAGAAGACGAAAAUGGAGUUGCAGCACUUGCAUCAUGGCCAGUUGAAUGCACUGACUUUUGAGUAUUUGGAGCCGUAUUACUCGGGGAUGUGCAGCCAGUACAGCAACUGUUUGCACUGCUUGACUGAUGCUUCCUGCUCCUGGUGCCCCUUGACCAACAAAUGUCAUUUACGAUCUGUGAAUGAGACUGCAGUCUGCUCGACCAACGAUCCGGAGGAUGGCUUCCAUUGGGCAUAUCUGAUCAAUCAGCCCACACAGUGCUCCAACUGUUCCAACUAUGUGACAUGUCGAGCCUGCGUCUCUACACCUGGCGAUGGUGAUUGCGAAUGGUGGCUGGACGAUGCACGCUGCGGUCGCAUUGGCAAAUCCAAUAGCAGUGUACGCGCAAUUGCCCAGUGUCCGCGACCAUGUCGCGAACGGCGUGGCUGUGAUCAGUGCUUGGGCGAACGGGGACGCUGUGUGUGGUGCGAGGCGAGUGCUCAAUGCUUCAGUUUCGCUGUGUACACCAGCGAGUAUCAGUUUGGCAUGUGCCGCGAAUGGAUCGACAAGGUCGCAACGCCAGUGAUUGCAACAGCGACAACAACGCCAGGAUCCUCGUCUCCGUCCACAACCACAUUAACGAUGCAUCCUGCGCCGCUGCGUUCGCUGCAGCAGUGCAAAUCGUGUGAACGUCUGCGUAACUGCACCGCCUGCCUGCGCACCUUGAGCUGUGGCUGGUGCUUCGAUCGCGACAAUCCCAUCGAGGGCAUUUGCAUGCAGGGCGAUUUCAGCUACAGUGCUGGCAACUGUUCGCUGGCCUUGAAUAGCAGCUCGCAGCACGAUGCCGAAUGGGCCUAUGCCCAGUGUCCCGAUGUCGAUGAGUGCGGCCUGGGACUGCAUGACUGCCACAAGGAGGCCAAGUGCACAAAUACCCAGGGCAGUUACAAUUGUCAUUGUCGUCGUGGCUAUGUUGGCGAUGGACGCUUCAGUUGCGUCCGCACCUGCUAUGAGUUCUGUCAGCAUGGCUAUUGCUCUGGCGCUCCGAGCUACAGCUGCAAAUGUGAUCUGGGUUGGACGGGCAGCGAUUGUGGCAUCAGCUGCGGAUGCAACAAUCAUUCCACCUGCAUCGAGCGGCUGGGCAAGUGCGACCAGUGCCAAUCGUGGACGGAGGGCGAACGUUGCGAGAAAUGUCGCCAGGGCAGCUAUGGCAAUGCGACGGCCACCAUUGGCUGUCAUCCCUGUGAGUGCAACGGCCACGGCAAUCAGGAUCUGGGCAUUUGUAAUGUGCAUCACGGCGAAUGCUUUUGCAAGGACAAUACGGAGGGAUCCAAGUGCGAUUUGUGUGAGCCGGGCUUCUAUGGCGAUCCCCGCGAUGGAGGUCAGUGCUAUUAUCAGUGUGAGUCUCGUGGCAUCCUCACCAGCAUUGGACGCAGUGCCAUUGGCUCGUAUCAAUCGUAUCGUUCGCCUUGGGGCGCCAGUCUCAAGGUGCGUGAAUGCUUGUGGAUCCUGCAGCCGAAGACGUUGCAAGCGGAUAAAUCUCUGCUCCAGCUGGAAUUCCAAUGGAAUAACCUGACCAUGGAUUGUGAUGAGAACGCCGUGUAUAUCUAUGACAGUCUGCCGGAUCUGACGGGCGCUGCACAACAGAACCAGUUACUGGCCGUCGUCUGUAAGCCGUAUAGCUCGGCGAGGAUCAUCGAGGCACGUUCCAGCCACGUGACUGUGUACUAUAAACAGGGCAGCGAGCGACGCAACUUUGGCUUCAAUGCGCUGUACUCGGUGAAGAAUUGUGUGGCCGGCAGCUGUCUGCAUCCGCACGUCUGUGAUGCACUGCAGCGUUGCGUCUGCCCCGCCGGCUAUGUGGGUGCUCGCUGCGAGAUGGAAAUCUGUCCCAGUAAUUGCAAUGCCAAAAAUGCCCAGGGAUAUUGCGAUACGGAAUACGGUCGUUGCAUUUGCAGUAGUCCCAACUUUGCCGGCGCCGAUUGUGGCACCUUGGUGGAACCACAUCAUUUGGUCAUGACGGAGCUGUUCAACACCCAAUUGCUCAGCGAAUCCAUGGAGCAUCUGCGGAAGACUAUACCGCGUUUUGGGCACUCGGUGAAUGCGGAUCGACGCGGCUCGUUGUGGAUGUUUGGCGGCUAUUCGCCGAGUCAUGGAGCCUUGAACGAUUUCCGGCAAUUCGAUACGAAGAAUGCCACCUGGCUGCAGGUGACGGUAGAAUCGUCCACGCCGGAGGAUCGCAUGCCAUUGGGUCGCUACUUUCAUGCGGCCGAGAUUCAUGUGAAGCGACAGAUUAUUUAUAUCUAUGGCGGCAUUGGCGCCAGCUCACGUCUGCUCCAGGACUUUUGGCAGUUCUCCAUACAAAACCAGCGCUGGAGUCUGAUCGAAGUGGACGAAGGCAAGCAGAAGGAGCAGCAAGAGCAGCAGGAGCAGCCGGAAGAGGAACAGGAGCAGGAACAGGAACAGCAGCAGCCGGAGCAGGAGCGGGAGCAACAGCGAGUGCAGGAAUCCCCACCAGCACUGGCCGGACACACAUUGACGCACGUGCGCUAUCAGGAACGUGACUCGCUGCUCCUCAUCGGUGGUUUGACAUUGAAUAAGUCUCGUUCGCUGGAACUGUGGGAAUUCAAUGUGGACACCGGCCGUUGGCAACAAUUGGCCGCAAUGGGCGCCCGUCUACCGUCUAUGCUGUACGGUCACAGUGCCGUCUAUCAUAUGGAGACGCAUAGCGUUUAUGUCUUUGGCGGCUACGCGGGCAAGGCACGAAACAUUCUCUACGCCUUGGAUCUGAACAAGCUCAGCUGGAGCGAGUUGCCCACAUUUAACGAGCUCAAUGCACCGUCAUCAAAAUUGCCACGUGCCCGUUACUUUCACUCUGCAGUCACCACGGAAUCCUAUAUGGUUGUCUACGGUGGACGGACGAGUCCGUUUAAUGCCACCGAUGUGCUCAUUGCCUAUGUCUAUGCCUGCAAUCAGUGGGUGCGUCUAACGGACGAUGUGACACUGAUUGGCCGAGUGCCAGUGGCCAGUUAUGCCGAGGACAUGACCAUCGAUCCGGAUACGGGUGCCAUCUAUGUCAUUGGUGGCUGGGAUGGCAGCGCAACCCAAUCGCAUGUGACGCGCAUUAAUCUGCCCGAUGACAUUUGUCGUCUGUGGAGUGGUGGCAAGUCCAUUUGCCGGCAUUACAUGGGUUGCAGCUAUUGCACCGUGCAAUCGACGUACAAGAACACCUCCACUUGCUACACCCAGGGUCGGACGCCGUGUCUCAAUCAGAAUGGCACGCUCAUCAUCAAUAAUGGACCCGCCUGCAAUGAUCAGUGGCUGGCGAAACGCGAUUGCAACAAUUUUUGGACCUGCAGCGAAUGUCUGGCCUCAUGGCCCAUCCACCCAGAGGCGACACCGGUUUGCCAGUGGUGCGAUGAGUGCGGCAUUCUUCAGAAAUGUGGUCCAGCUGGUGUCGAUUGUAUACGCGGCACUGCAUGGAGCUGCCCCAGGGAGCUGAACGUUGGCGGGCUCAAUAAUUGCCCGCUGCCGCGUUGUCAUCAUUUGGGCUGCGAGGCUUGCAUGCUGCGUAAAGAUGAAUGCUAUUGGGCACACAACGAUUUGGGGCAUGUGGAGUGCAUAGCGAGGGAUCUUGUGAUGAAGAAUGCCUAUCGUGUGGUCGAGCAAUGUCCGGCUGCGUGUCACACGCACACCAAUUGUAGCAGUUGUCUGCUGUCCGGGCAGGAUGACAUCUCAACGGAUUGCAAGUGGUCGACCAUGUUGAACGAAUGCGUGUCGCCCAGUGCCCAACCCUUGCUUUGUGCCGGCGGCGUUUGUGGUCUGGUGCUCAUCUCCAGUGAGCUGAAACGUUGCCCGGAACCGUGUCAUGUGUAUACACAGUGUUCGAGCUGCUUGGAGCAUGCCCAUUGUGGUUGGUGUGCUCGUGAGGGCUUCAAUGGCGAUGGUAUUUGUACGGAGGGCGCUCUGGAGCAUCGACAGGAGCAUCCGUCGGGCUCGACCUGUGAUCUCAUCUACAGCAGUUGGCGCAACGAUUCCCAGCUGACCCAUGCGGACGUUGUCAGCUGGCACUAUGUCCAGUGUCCGGCGGAGAAUGAGUGCGAGAACGGUCAUCACAAUUGUGAUGCCAUCUCCGAGCAGUGCAUCGAUCUGGACACCAACACACCCGGCUACAAAUGCGUCUGUGCUUUGGGCUAUCGUGGAGAUGCCCAUGGCUGUGUUCCCGUCUGCCAGCAGGGCUGCGUCCGUGGCAGCUGUACCCGGCCCAAUGAGUGCAAAUGUGAUUUUGGCUAUGUCGGCGAGAACUGUAGCAUUCAGUGCCUUUGCAACGGUCACUCCAAUUGUGAGUCGAGCCAUCGCCUGGACAUCUGUCUGGAGUGCCACAACAAUACGAUGGGCGAACAGUGCGAGAAGUGUCAACCCCUCUUUGUGGGUAAUCCCCGUGAGGGACAUGCCUGCCAGCCGUGUCUCGAGUAUUGUCAUGGCCAUUCGGAUUCCUGUGUGGACUACGAUGCAGAUCCGGCUGUCUUCAAUAUGACCCGUUCGGAUUUGGAGCGCAUUCUGCCCGAGGGUCCGUCGCAUAAUGCGACCUGUUUGCGCUGUGCAAAUCACACGGCUGGCGAUCGUUGCGAUAGCUGCCUGCUGGGCUAUUUUAGGGGCAGCGAGGAUCUGCAGCGCCAGUGCCGGCCGUGUCAGUGUCAUGGCCAUGGCAAUAUCUGCGAUGCCGUCACCGGCGAGAAGUGCAAUUGUGCCAAUAACACGGAGAGCGAUGCCACCUGCACAGCGGGCGGUGGCAAGAAUUCCGCACAGCUCUGCUGGAGCGUUCAGUGUUCCAAGUGUCGCGACUCGUAUGCGGGUAAUCCCACCGAUGGACAUCAGUGCUACAAGCAAAUCACCGUCGAGUCGCGCAUGUGCUUCGAUGCCAAACCCAUUGAGGAAUGCAAAUCGAAGCCGGCGGCGCUGAAGCCGGGUCAGACUGUAUUCUUUGUCAUCCAGCCGAGAUUCAUGAAUGUGGACAUCCGCAUCAUUAUCGAUGUGACAAAGGGGGAGUUGGAUGUGUUUAUGUCGCCGCAGGAUGACUCGUUUAUUGUGGAACCGAAUCAGACGACGGGCUACCACGAGAUCUUCCUCGACAAUCGCUACAAUUGGGGACCCAAAAUGAAGCGAGAGCAUCCGCUAAAUGUUGCCCUGCCCCGCCACGACAAUGUGACGCUGCAGAAGCUCUUUCAGCCGGAUCGACGCACGGGCUCAUUGCCGCACGGCAGCGGUGCGGGUAGCAACAGUUUCUAUGUGCCACAGUUGCACGAUUGCCGGAGUCAUGGCGGGCAUAGUUUCGUCGUCCAGGAUCAGUAUGCCAAGGAUCUGAGCACCCAUGUGACGCUCAAUCAGUGCAACACGCUGCUCCGUCUCUUUGGGCUGAAGAAUCGUUUGGUACUCACGCUGCCGCAGCAUGCCCACAAUUUGAGCGCCACGCGUUUCUUUAUUGCACUGCGCGCCAGUUCUGGGCCGGAGUCGAGCUAUGGCUCGGUUGUGUUUCGUCAGGAUCAGCUGCACAUCGAUCUGUUCGUCUUCUUCUCGGUGUUCUUCUCGUGCUUUUUCCUGUUCCUCGCCCUGUGCGUCAUCGUUUGGAAGGUGAAGCAGGCAUCCGACUUGCGACGUGCUCGUCGCCAGCAUGUCGUCGAAAUGUUGCAUCUGGCCAAGCGUCCAUUUGCUCAAAUCUUUCUCGCCUCGAACAGUCUCGAUGCGGACAACAGUCCGCCAGCAACUUCGGCAUCCUCCUCGGCCCGAGCAAUGCGUCAUCGUGCCCGUCAAGCGCUGCUCCUCCAACAGCAGCAGCAACAGCAACAGCAGCAAUCCAAUCAUCAGAUCCAGGUUGAGACGCAGGUGCACAGCCAACCCAUACAGUUGGCGGCCUCCUCUGCCCCAUCCUCGUCCGUGACACAUGUCUCCACCUACACCUCCACGCACAACUCGACACACACACAAACCUCAGCUCGCCACAUCAGCAACAGUGCAGGAACAGGCGCAGCCGCAGCCGGCAGCAGCAACAACAAUAACAACAACUGUAGCAACAACACUCGUUCGGGGCAUGCCACACAAGGCAACACAAGGACACGGCACAGGAGCCACAGUCAUAGUCGGCCUCGUCAUGGCCAGUCCACGGAGAUCAUGCUUGUGGCCAUUGAGCCAACUAGCGAUAAUCUGGCCGCUGUGGCCACCGUAUUUGUCAGCCUGCCCGGGCGCUCGAAGGCGCCGACAAGCAUUGCGCUCGGCUCCACAUUGAUAUCGUAUCCGCGUCAAUAUCCGAUCAAUUCGCGACACUAUAUGCGUCAGCAGCGGAACCAUCAUCAUCCUAAUCCGGCCAAUCCGGCUAAUCAGGCCAUUCAGCCAGCGCCGUAAAACAAACAAAUAACUAGAACAAAAAGCAAAAGCUGUAAGUGUUAGCCAGUGUUUACUAUAUAAUAUACUAAAUCCUCUAAACCCCUCAACCCGCCCUCGACCCCAUUCCCCGCGCUCUCUCUUAGCAAUAUGAUGUGCAGCAAACUAGUAAAUUAUAGAUUUAUAUAGUGUUGUACUAUGUAUUUGUGUAUAUAGACAGGUUGUGUAAAGUUGUCGCUUGCUAAAUUGAAAUGAGUUGAUUCCAUUGAAUCGUGAUCGAUUCUAGUUACAAAAAUUAUAUGGUUGUAAUAGAUAUAUACACUUUAUUUUAAAGUUAGUGCUUCUUAAGACCGAUUUGUUGAAAGUCUUAAAAAUGUUCAAAAUAGGAAACAAUAACAAUUUUCGCUUGAAUGCAUUUCUCAGAUUUAUAACUCUGCUUUUAAAGACUUUUUCGAUUCGAUUCCAGUUAAUAGUAUUCACAUAAUUUUGAUUCCUUCAAAUUCUUUUUUUCCUUAUAUAAAAAAAAAGAGAAUUUUCAUGAUUGUAAUAUAUUGUAUUUAAAACUGAAUAAUUUUAUAAGAUACAUUUUGUUUUCAAUGUGUAGCAAUUUUAGAUUAAAUUCCAAUUAAUGAACAUUUCUUAUUUCUGAUAGACCCAAUUUUCCAGCGACUACUCUAUAUAUACAUACAUAUAUACGUACGCACGUGGCAGGUAUACAUAAUUUAGGCAAUUUUUGUAUAUAACUUUUAGUUAACGAAACAUAAUACUUUAUAAUGCUAUCUAUAAAGAGAAGAUCUGAAAACUAAAAAGACAUAUUUUGUGUGCAGCAGGCAGAGAAUACUGAAAGUUAACUUUCGCAUAACUAUUCGAAACGAAAGAGGAACAUAAAAACAAAAACAAAAUAUACUCUAUUAACCCUUUGGUAAUAGAGUAUACCAAAAAAAAAACAACAAAAUGAACAACUAAAUGGAAUUUGAUCUAUGUGUUAAGCUUAAGAUAUAAGUAAUACUAUGUGUAUUGUCAAUUUUACAGGAAAACUUUUGUGGUGCAUUUCGGGAUGAGCGCACAUCAACUUUUUAGAAGCCAUAGCAAACAAAGCUAACUACAAUAUAUAUAAAAAUAAAUA